Molecule: messenger RNA, 1476 nt
Organism: Aspergillus nidulans FGSC A4
Lineage: Eukaryota; Fungi; Ascomycota; Eurotiomycetes; Eurotiales; Aspergillaceae
Exons: 6
Coding region: 1-1476 (491 amino acids)
Biological process (GO): transmembrane transport
Cellular component (GO): membrane
Molecular function (GO): transmembrane transporter activity
Source: RefSeq, a predicted model, not a curated record
AUGGCCGUUAUGGCGGAGAUCAAAUCGUCCUCUGCUAGGCACGUCGAGGAUAACGAAAAGGGUGUGCUCUCUCCACAGGUUUCGGACAGUUCACUUCAAUAUGAUGAAGUCACUGUGAAGCGCAUCAAGCGCAAGAUCGAUGUACGGCUCUGCGUCGUGGUCGCAGUCAUGUAUACCGUCUGUCAGAUUGAUCGGGUGAACCUGGCGAAUGCGGUCGUCGCAGGCAUGGGUGCCGAGAUCGACCUCACGGGGACACACUAUUCGACAAUCGUCGCCGUUUUCUUCCCCACCUACACGGUAUUCCAGCCGGUGAUGACGGUCAUUGCGCGCAAGCUCGGCCCACGCAUAUUCAUGGGGUUCAUCACCAUGUCCUGGGGCUUAGUGAUGGUGGGCAUGGGCCUAGUCAAUGACUGGCGUGAACUUGCUAGACUACGCGUCAUCCUCGGCCUUUUCGAAGCAGGUCUCUUCCCUGCCGCUGUAUUCUUGAUUAGCUCCUGGUAUAUACGCCAUGAGACAGGGAAGCGAAUCGGCCUGUUUUACCUGCUAGGAAGCGCGAUUAGUUCGUUUGGAGGAAUUCUUGCUUACGGACUGCAGCAAAUGCACGGACUCCAGGGCCACGCAGGCUGGCGCUGGAUCUUUAUCAUCGAGGGCGUUCUCACCGUCGCGAUAGGGUUAGCCGGGUUCGUGCUUAUUGUCGACUUCCCUGAAGACGCGCGCCGUACGCGCUGGUUCCUGACGGACAGGGAGAUUGAUAUCAUGAUUGACCGAGUUGAGAAAGACCGUGGCGACGCACAUGUUACGCCGUUUGUUUUGAAGGAGUAUCUGAAGUACGGACUCGAGUGGCAGGGUUGGCUGCUGGCUGUCAACUUCCUGAUGACGGCCAUCGUUAUAUAUGCCGUCUCGUACUUUCUUCCUAUUGUCCUCAUGCAGGGCCUUGAAUUUAAUGUUGCAGAGGCCCAGACUCUUACUGCUCCUUGCUUUCUAUUUGGCACACUCCUCGGUCUAACAGAGUCUUGGCUAUCCGAUAAAUAUAAGACGCGAGGGAUAGUAGUAGUCAUCAACGCCGCUCUCCAGAUAAUGGGGGUUGCGCUCUUGGGGUAUGCGAAAAACAACGGGGUGCGAUAUUUUGGGGCUUUUAUACUGGCCGGAUCCUGCAACGCCAAUAUCCCGGCAUCACUAACUUACCAGUCGAAUAAUAUCACAGGUCAGUGGCGAAGAGCGUUUGGGUCGGCCUUGAUUGUCGCUGCCGGCGGCGUUGGCGGCGUUAUUGGGGGCUUAGUGUUUCGUGACCGAGACGCGCCUGAUUAUCGGUACGGUUUUAUCCUUAAAUUCUCUUUCUUGGGAAAGGUUGUUGAUGUGCCUACAGACCCGGCUUAUGGACGUGCUUCAUUGCGGCUGCGAUCACAGUUGUUUCGGUGGGUAUCACAACUGUCACUAUGGGGAGGAGGAAUCGGAGGCAAGCGGCUGGGGAGGUGA